Coregonus sp. 'balchen' is the source of this 4340-nucleotide messenger RNA. The record is from the annotation of a GenBank genome assembly. NCBI's taxonomy places the organism in Eukaryota, Metazoa, Chordata, Actinopteri, Salmoniformes, Salmonidae.
AUGGCCCAACCGAGAGGAGUCAACAGCCUGCAGUUCAACCAGGACCAGAGUAAGACAAGAGUAGCCUACUUUGUGAAGACAGACAGAGAUCUGUAGGAGAGUACGUUACUUUAGUCAGUCUUACUCUUGUUUCAGACCGUGUACAUUUAUCAGUGUACCUCCCCCCUCCCCAGGUUGUUUCUGUUGUGCCAUGGAAACCGGUGUCAGGAUCUACAAUGUGGAGCCUCUUAUGGAGAAGGGACACCUUGGUGAGUGGAAUUCAGACCUGUGGUAUCAGCUGUUUGUGUGUCUGUAUACUGUGUGUGUGUGUGUGUGUGUGUGAUCAUACUGUGCUUGUCAGACCAUGAGCAGGUGGGUAGUGUGGCCCAGUGUUCAAUGCUGCAUCGCUCCAACCUGCUGGCUGUAGUAGGAGGAGGAGUCAACCCCAAGUUCUCUGAGAUCUCAGGUGAGUGGAUGAGCGGACCACAUAUUUUUUAAAUUACUGAUUACACUUGAAUUUCCGAACAACUAAGGGUGUUGAAACGCGGGGAUAAACUUUACACAUGCACAGAUACUCUGAAUGACUGUGAGAGCAAAAUCUUGCGGUGCUGGUCAUGGCAAUGUCGUAUUGCUGAGUCUCAGUUUAAAUUGUGGCAGUGACUUGGACUGAUUGCAUUUAGAUUUUAGAACAUUUUUGAUAAUGAUUCUCAUGUAUUGUUUUCAUGUCAUUCAAAACCUAAUGCAUUGUUUUAAUCCUAGUGUUGAUCUGGGAUGAUGCUCGGGAGGGGAGGGACCCCAAGGACAAGCUGGUGCUGGAGUUUACCUUCACCAAGCCUGUUCUGGCCGUACACAUGAGACACGACAAGUGAGUGACUAUCUGAACGUUUAGUAACAUUCUCCUGAACAAGCCUCAACUCCCCAUAGAGCACCCUGUAGUGUGCUGUUUGUAGUUGUUUUACUAACCCUUCUCUCCCUCUGCUUUCUUUCACUCCAACCUCUCCCCUCACUUACUCUAUCUCCUAUCUCUCUCUACCCCUUCUUUCUCAGGAUCAUCAUUGUGUUAAAGAACAGGAUCUAUGUCUACAGUUUCCCUGACAACCCUGUGAAACUGUUUGAGUUUGACACCAGAGACAACCCUAAAGGUACAAAUACACACACAUGGAUAUGUUUAUCUGAUAGAUGUAUGGAUUUCCCCCCCCCUCUCACUCUCUCUCUGUCAGGACUGUGUGACCUGUGCCCCAGUCUGGAGAAACAGCUGCUGGUCUUCCCUGGACAUAAGUGUGGAAGUCUACAGCUUGUGGUAAUUCAUCCAUUUCAUUUAAAAGUUCAUUGCAUGGUACUAUACUAUGUUGGAUUAUAAACUGUUCAUAAGCACACCUUCACAUGUCAUUUCAUUGACUUAUGGAUUCCUAGUGUUGAAGACUAUCUGCCCUCCCAUAUCAAAUGCAUUAAAUCACAACUUUAGAGACUCUUUCGAAACUGCGCUGUGUGUGUUGAUAAUUCUUCACAUUACCAAUGAGGUCCCAGUCAGUGUUGAACUCUCUCUCUCCUCUGUGUCCCUCUAUCCGCUCCAGGACCUGUCCAACACCAAGCCUGGCACAUCGUCUGCCCCCUUCACCAUCAACGCCCACCAGAGUGAGAUCGCCUGCCUGGCGCUCAACCAGCCUGGCAGCGUGGCAGCCUCGGCCUCCCGCAAGGGCACCCUCAUCAGACUGUUUGAUACUACCACCAGAGACAAACUAGUGGAGCUACGCAGAGGAACGGACCCUGCUACACUCUACUGGUACUGGGGGAGAGAGAGAGGAAGGAAGUAGGGGGAGAUGGAAGUGAUGCUGAGUGUGUCAACGCUUCUCUUUCUCUCUCUGUCUGUCUCGCUCUCUCUUCCAGCAUCAACUUCAGUCAUGACUCUUCGUUCCUGUGUGCCUCCAGUGACAAAGGCACUGUUCACAUCUUCGCUCUCAAAGAUACUAAACUCAACAGACGCUCCGCGUAAGAUGCACGCAUGUGUGUGUUUGCGUGUGUUUGAGAGAGAGUUUCUCAGUGUAUUAAUUUGUGCAUGUACAGUGGGGAGAACAAGUAUUUGAUACACUGCCGAUUUUGCAGGUUUUCCUACUUACAAAGCAUGUAGAGGUCUGUAAUUUUUAUCAUAGGUACACUUCAACUGUGAGAGACAGAAUCUAAAACAAAAAUCCAGAAAAUCACAUUGUAUGAUUUUUAAGUAAUUCAUUUGCAUUUUAUUGCAUGACAUACGUAUUUGAUACAUCAGAAAAGAAGAACUUAAUAUUUGGUACAGAAACCUUUGUUUGCAAUUACAGAGAUCAUACGUUUCCUGUAGGUCUUGACCAGGUUUGCACACACUGCAGCAGGGAUUUUGUCCCACUCCUCUAUACAGACCUUCUCCAGAUCCUUCAGGUUUCGGGGCUGUCGCUGGGCAAUACGGACUUUCAGCUCCCUCCAAAGAUGUUCUAUUGGUUUCAGGUCUGGAGACUGGCUAGGCCACUCCAGGACCUUGAGAUGCUUCUUACGGAGCCACUCCUUAGUUGCCCUGGCUGUGUGUUUCGGGUCGUUGUCAUGCUGGAAGACCCAGCCACGACCGAUCUUCAAUGCUCUUACUGAGGGAAGGAGGUUGUUGGCCAAGAUCUCGGGAUACAUGGCCCCAUCCAUCCUCCCCUCAAUACGGUGCAGUCGUCCUGUCCCCUUUGCAGAAAAGCAUCCCCAAAGAAUGAUGUUUCCACCUCCAUGCUUCAUGGUUGGGAUGGUGUUCUUGGGGUUGUACUCAUCCUUCUUAUUCCUCCAAACACGGCGAGUGGAGUUUAGUCCAAAAAGCUCUAUUUUUGUCUCAUCAGACCACAUGACCUUCUCCCAUUCCUCCUCUGGAUCAUCCAGAUGGUCAUUGGCAAACUUCAGACGGGCCUGGACAUGCGCUGGCUUGAGCAGGGGGACCUUGCGUGCGCUGCAGGAUUUUAAUCCAUGACGGCGUAGUGUGUUACUAAUGGUUUUCUUUGAGACUGUGGUCCCAGCUCUCUUCAGGUCAUUGACCAUGUCCUGCCGUGUAGUUCUGGGCUGAUCCCUCACCUUCCUCAUGAUCAUUGAUGCCCCACGAGGUGAGAUCUUGCAUGGAGCCCCAGACCGAGGGUGAGUGACCGUCAUCUUGAACUUCUUCCAUUUUCUAAUAAUUGCGCCAACAGUUGUUGCCUUCUCACCAAGCUGGUUGCCUAUUGUCUUGUAGCCCAUCCCAGCCUUGUACAGGUCUACAAUUUUAUCCCUGAUGUGUUUACACAGCUCUCUGGUCUUGGCCAUUGUGGAGAGGUUGGAGUCUGUUUGAUUGAGUGUGUGGACAGGUGUCUUUUAUACAGGUAACCUGUUCAAACAGGUGCAGUUAAUACAGGUAAUGAGUGGAGAACAGGAGGGCUUCUUAAAGAAAAACUAACAGGUCUGUGAGAGUCGGAAUUCUUACUGGUUGGUAGGUGAUCAAAUACUUAUGUCAUGCAAUAAAAUGCAAAUGAAUUACUUAAAAAUCAUACAAUGUGAUUUUCUGGAUUUUUGUUUUAGAUUCCGUCUCUCACAGUUGAAGUGUACCUAUAAUAAAAAUUACAGAUCUCUACAUGCUUUGUAAGUAGGAAAACCUGCAAAAUCGGCAGUGUAUCAAAUACUUGUUCUCCCCACUGUAUGUGUGUUUGUGUAGCCUGGUUGAAUGUCUUUUUAGCUAACAUUCCAUUUUAGCUAAUAUUCCAAUCCUUGUACUCCGUGUCAUAUGCCAAUGACAGAUGACACAGAAUACAAGGAGUGGAAUUUUAGCUAAAAAGACUGGCAGCCAGGCUAGUGUUUGUGCGUACCUCGAAUCCAAAUUGGACAAUUUACUGUUCAUAGCUUGUUCAUGCCACUAUCUCCCCUCUCUACAGAUUGGCUCGUGUGGGGAAGGUGGGCCCAGUGAUUGGUCAGUAUGUGGACAGCCAGUGGUCAUUGGCCAGUUUCACCGUUCCAGCAGAGUGUGCCUGUAUCUGUGCGUUUGGGAAGAACACCUCCAAAAACGUCAACUCUGUCAUCGGUCAGUCCUCUAAGCAACUAGACAGCAAUGUCUCAUAUCUACCAAUCAAUAUAGUUAUCGUCCUACAUGUAGCUAGAAAAUUAAUUGUACUGUGGGAAUGAACGAUAUACAACAUAUUUAAUUUAUACAAUAAAGCCGUGCAGUGUAAAAUUGUAAUAAUAGUUUUAAACGUGUCCUUUUCUCUGCAUUCCUCCCUUUUCUAGCUAUCUGUGUUGACGGGACGUUCCAUAAAUACGUGUUCACCCCUGAUGGCAACUGUAACCGAGAAGCCUUUGACGUUUACCUGGACAUCUGUGAUGAUGACGACUUCUAA